Oryzias latipes (Japanese medaka) is the source of this 6337-nucleotide messenger RNA. It is a transcript of the gene cdk18, whose product is annotated as cyclin dependent kinase 18. The record is from RefSeq and is a predicted model, not a curated record. Gene Ontology annotation, cellular component: nucleus; cytoplasm. Gene Ontology annotation, biological process: protein phosphorylation. Gene Ontology annotation, molecular function: ATP binding; cyclin-dependent protein serine/threonine kinase activity. Lineage: Eukaryota; Metazoa; Chordata; Actinopteri; Beloniformes; Adrianichthyidae.
UUUUCUGCUCUGCUGAGCUCUCCUCGCUGUCACCCUGUCUUUAUACAGUCUCUCCUGUUAUCUGGCUGGAGAGAGCAGCUCCUUCAGGAGGACGGAAGAAAGGAGAACGCCAUCCCCCCCUGACCCCCCACCCCCCACCGCCUUCACUGCCUGUCCAUCACUGCGACGGAGCAUCCCGUGGAUUUAUCCCUGCUGUGAGUGACACCUGGGGAGGCGAAACCUGACCAGAGAGAGGCGGGUGGAGGCUCACAACCCCACUCCCUCAAACCUGCUCCUGCAUCCAUCCAUCCAUCCAUCCAUCCAUCCAUCCAUCCACCUGUCUGGCAAUCCAGCCGCUGUACAACUGACCUCUGCUCCUCUGGUUUCCUCCUCAACACCAUGAACAAGAUGAAGAACUUCAAGAGGCGGUUUUCUUUGUCGGUUCCUCGCACUGAGACCAUCGAGGAGAAUGAGUUCACUGAGCAGAUCAAUCAGCUCAACAUAUGCCACACCCAGGAUUUGACCCCGGACAGCCUUGGUCCUCCGUCCCAUGACGGCAGUCCUCUGAGCCCUGAAGCGACCACACCAGGAGCUCACUCUCCAUCCCCCCUCCACUACCACAGUAAGGCACAGCAUCGACGCUUCUCCAUGGAAGAUGUGAGUAAGCGCAUGUCUCUGCCCAUGGACAUCCGCCUGCCUCCAGAGUUCCUGAAGAAGCUGCAGCAGGAGAGUGAAAACUCUGCGCCCUGCAAACCUCUCACCCGCAUGUCUAGACGGGCUUCUCUGUCGGAUAUAGGCUUUGGGAAACUGGAGACAUACGUGAAGCUUGGCAAACUGGGCGAGGGAACGUACGCCACAGUGUUCAAAGGGCGAAGCAAACUCACAGAAAACCUGGUUGCACUAAAGGAGAUUCGGCUGGAGCACGAGGAAGGAGCCCCCUGCACUGCAAUCAGGGAGGUGUCUCUGCUGAAGAACCUCAAACACGCCAACAUUGUCACGCUGCACGACAUCAUCCACACGGACCGCUGCCUCACUCUGGUGUUUGAGUAUCUGGACAGGGAUCUAAAACAUUAUCUGGACAACUGUGGAAGUCUCAUGAGCAUGCAUAAUGUCAAGAUUUUCAUGUUCCAGUUGCUACGCGGUCUGGCCUACUGUCACAAAAGAAAAAUUCUCCACAGAGACCUGAAGCCUCAGAACCUGCUCAUCAACGACAAGGGCGAGCUCAAGUUGGCGGACUUUGGUCUGGCACGAGCCAAAUCUGUCCCCACAAAAACGUACUCCAAUGAGGUGGUCACACUGUGGUAUCGGCCGCCCGAUGUGUUGCUGGGAUCCACAGAGUACUCCAUGCAUAUCGACAUGUGGGGCGUGGGCUGUAUUCUGUAUGAAAUGGCGACAGGCCGUCCGAUGUUUCCUGGAGCCACUGUCAAGGAGGAGCUGCACCUCAUUUUUAGGCUUAUGGGCACUCCCACAGAGGAGACUUGGCCUGGAAUCGGGAGCAAUGAGGAGUUUAGGUCCUACCUCUUUCCUCAAUACAAACCCCAAGGUCUGAUCAACCAUGUGCCGCGGUUGGACACUGAGGGGAUCGACCUGCUGUCGGCGCUGCUGCUGUACGACAUCAGGAGCAGGAUCUCCUCUGAAGACGCCCUGCGUCACCCGUACUUCCUCAGUCUGGGGGAUAACAUUCAUAAUUUGGCUGAUACGGCUUCAGUGUUUUCCCUCAGAGAGUUGCAGCUUCAGAAGGAUCCGGGUCACCGCAGCUCCGUGUUCCAGCCUUUAGGUCGAGGAAAGAAUCGACGACAAAGCAUCUUCUAGAGGUCGCAGGUCAAGCAGUUGCCUUUGAGUCCCCAUUUCCCCGUUCAACACACCUGGACCUGGCGUGUUUCCAUGACGAAAGCAUCACCUCAAAGACACGCCUCCUUCCACACACGUCCAACUUUGCACAUUUGCACAAACAGCAACACUCAGCCGCCGCCGUCGUGUUUUCCUCCUGAACGCAAAUGCAGGACAGAGAUCACACGCCGGCAAAACGCCGGUCCUGCAGGAUCAAAGGGGGGCGGGGUUAACUCAGCUUCACAUUCAUGAUCAGCAGCAAAGUAACAAUUUUAAAAAAUUAGAAAAACAUGGAACAUUAUGUACAGCUAAUGACAUAUUACAUACCAGCUAAAUAAUAGAUGAUAAACAUUUCCUAAUAGGUCACAUUCAUCUGUGUUUGCCAAAACACUUUAAUUCAACUCAUUCAUAAAAGUUACGCUAAAGGGCGACGCAAAGAAAGCAAGAAACGUAAAACCAAGAAAGAAUUCAUGUAUACUCCAAUUUAUGACAAAUAAUUCUAAAAGCUGUUUUUGUGACCAACAGAGCAUUUUCUGUGCAAACCCCUCUAUGGUGUACUUUUCCACUCCAAUCCAGCAAUAAGCAACAAUGAAGAGGAAAACUUUCAAAGAAAAGGGGAACAUGGAGAAACCUUUAGCUGAACCAGAUUCAGUAGAAAUCCUCAUCUGAUUUGGUCUGACAGGAAAGAGAAAAAACUGAAAAACAUCUGCUUUAGGACAGAAACCAGACAAUUACACAGUAACUGUAACAAUGGCAGACCUCUAGGGAGUCCAAAUGAACUCCAAUGAUUCAACGUUUUCUUUUGGAAAUGGCCAUAAUACAGCCUAAAAACUGAAUAGGUUUGGGCUUUAAUGGUAAAAUAACGCGGUUAAAUAAUACAUUGACUAAUAAGUAAAAUGCUCCAGUGAUAAAGUCAAAUAUCCUGACAAUGUUUUUUUUUAACUAAAAUAACUAAAAACAAUUAAAAUUUGAGUGAAUUUUUAAGUGAAUAAAAUGUAAAGAAAUCUGUUUCCUGAUUCUACUUUUAGAAUAAUACUGAUUAAAUGAAGAAAAGCAUAGAAACCUGACCGCUUGACAGUCUUAUUUUUCAUUACAUCAAAAAAUGUCUUUUUUUGUUAAAUGUAUAAAUUUACACAUAUAUAAUGACAUUUUCAGAAGCAAAAUCGUUUUCUCUUAAAUGUUCAAAAAAGUUUUUUUUGGCAAAAGGUGAAAGGUUUAAUACCGGAGACGCCUAGAUCCACACGCUCUUUGAACUACAGUUUGAUUUUAUUAUUCUUGUUCUGUGUGUGUUAUUUUUAUGUAAAGCACUUUGUGGAGUUGGAAAAGUGCAACUCCACAAACACAACUGACGUCAUUCAAACAAAUUCUGACGCGGACAAAAGCAGCGUCCGUCAGUGUAGCGUAACGCCGCAGAAUCAGACGGUUUACGUUGAUUGCGUAAACACGUCACUACCGUAGAGAGUGACGUAUGAGAGGAAGGCAGCUUUUCUCCUCUAAUCCGGUGGAAUACCGCAACUCUUUAUCUGUUAACCCAAUUCUGAAGCGGCGUGUUGCCUACAUACACUGUUGUAUAUGCCCAAUACUAAUGUAAAGUGUAGCAUAGCGAUGCUAUGCUACACUUUACAGUAGUCACCUGUUUACACAAUCGAUCAGCUGACGUCUCUGUCGCAGAGAAAAGCUGCUAAUGCAGAGUUGCACUUUACUAGCAUAAGGGAUUGCAGAUGCGGCGAUAUCCAACAAUUUAAGUCAACGGCUUCACCUAAAUGACACUCUUUCAGCUGUUUUAGCUUAACUAUUAUACGCCGUUAUGCUACACAGUAGCUAAGUGUUCUCACAGUCAACGUAAAUAGAAUGAUAACAAAAACCGUCUUUGUGUCGGCACGCGGUGAAUUAACCAACAGUGUCGCAUGUGCGCAGAUGUGCAGAACUCUACUGACGGGAAGUGUUGCAUAGCGACGCAAAGCCACUUUUCUCCGCCUCAGAAUCCAUCGGCAUUACUUAGAUUGCCAAAAUGUUCAAAGAGUUGACCUGCAUUCAAUUUCUCCUUCAUGAUCACUUUUUAAUUACACAAAUUAAAACCCACUAAAGUCGAGUUCCGGAUUGGUCAAAGUUCAACUCAUUUAAUAUUCAACCCGUAUUCAAUGGCCGCGUGUUUUUGUACGUAGAACCCGAAAAUGCUCUUAAAAACCUAUGUAGCGAAUGUGAAUGUCUCUAACGCGGAAACCCGUUAACGUAGACGCACGCUGCCGAGGCCUCUGUGAACGCCGCAUUACGUUAGUUUGAAAAGUGGGCGUUUCUUAGCCGUCGCUGACCACAUGUCGGGUGUUAAAGGGGAAAGGCGAGGGGAGUUUCUCGGUGACUUCACCCUUAAAUGGCUAGGUUAUCGGCGCACAGACACUGUUGCAGCGACCCCUUUUGACCCCGAACAGGAAACGGGAGAGAGUGGAUGGGUUUGUGAGUGAUGCGAAUGUGGGAGCGCCAACACCGCCGUGGUAGCAUCAAUUCCUCUGCUAGCAUGUGACAAACCCCUUCCAUUCAUUUCUAACCGGAACAUAAAGCCUUCAGUGACUCCUCCCACACAAUUCAACAGCUGUUUUCAGUUUGUUUUUUCUUCCAUAUGAUGUUAAGCGCUGCCAUCACUCCGGUGAUUUGAAUGCCUUAGUAAACUGCAUGAUCUCUUUUGGCUUGUGAAGAAACUGUUUGAUCUCGUGUAGCCAUUGUAACUACGAGACUCCGUCUCUGUAAAAGAACUCAUCUCUAGUCUCCUACUUUGCACAAACCAAAAGUGUCCUCUGAAGCCUGCUCCCCUCCCUUUGUGUCUCUUCCUAACAGGAGCCCAACAUCUAAUCAGAUCGGCCGGUCCGGGGUAAAUUUAGACGCCCCCGCUGCCCUCAGCUUUUCCCUGAGACCUGUGUUUGGGUUCAAUUCCCUCCUACCUAAACUGAGGACCUCUUUGAUCUGUUUUUGUUUUUUGUUCUUUCUCCUGUUGAGGUCCAAACAUGUAAAACAGAGGAGGAAUAGUCAUUUAGGGUCUCAGGCCAAGUGUUUGAGGGGCUUAGUGACAUCUAGUGGAGAGGUUGUGUACUGCAGCUUGGUGGAUUAUAUACAUUUAUUCUUUUUUGUGAGGCAAAAAGGCUGAUUAGAGCAAAUCUGUGGCUUCCCUCUUCAUCUAUUUUCUUGAUGAUUUUCUUCAAGAAACUAAUGGAAGAAUAAUAUGUUUGGUUUUAAGUAUAUUUGAUUAAAAAAAACUUUGGAAAACAUACUUAAAUGAUAUUAUUGGCUUUUGACAUAGAGCAUUUUUUAAGCUCAUGAGGACUCCACUCCAAAUAAGUGUUCUCAUCUUAAAGAGUGGCGGGCGCUUUUUUUGAUCUCAUUCGGACGUGUCGUACUUUCAUAAAAAGAAGUUUGAGUUAUUUUGAAUCAGUUAUGCCAUAAACAACUCAUACAGGAAAUGUAUUCAUUAAACUGUUUCACAUGUUACAGUUCAUUUAGGAUUCAAGUUUAGUUUAUUUGGACAAAUAAAAAUACGGUCAUGAUCACAGUUCGGUCAAUUUAGUUUAAACCGUGAUGUGCUAAAACAAAAAAAUUUACCAUUUUAAGUUUCUUAAAAGGUAAAACGAGUAAAAACAUUUAAACAUAACAUUUUUAAUUUAAAAUGGCAACUACUUUUUCAUUUUGCUGCUCUGAGAUCUGAAGGAUUUGUUGUACAUUGAAAAAUGUUAAUAGAGACUAAACAGUAAAAAAAAAAUCCAUUGACAAAAAACUCAGUAAAACCAUUUCCAUCCUUUUUAUGUUUUGAAGAUGAAAAGCUCUUCACCCUGUUCCAACAUGGGGUGUGGUCCUGAAGAAAGGAGGCAGAUGAGACGCUCAGUGUGACCUUAAGUCUUCAGCCCCAACCUACAGGUGUUGUUUUUAAAGAUCACAUGACUUUAAACCACUCGAUCAGAUUCUGUAAGUCCACAGAGAUGCUUUUAGUGCCAUUGAGCCAAGCAUGUGUAUUUGUGGAAUCGGGGGAGGGACGUUUUUUUUUUCUACCUCUACAAGUCGGCGAACAGAAUAAAGGUGUGUCACCUGUGCUCACCUGCCUCUGAGACGAAGGCGGCGGGCGGAGUAACAUAAGGCCGUGACCUCAGAGGGGAGCCAUAUCUGUGGAUGUCACACUCCCCCCCCCCCCCCCCCCCCCUAUUCUCAACGCCAGCAGUAUUUCUGUGUUUGUGUUAAAUGAAGCUAUUUUAUGAAGGGAAAUUAAUAUAUAUAUAUGAAUAGAUCUGUGUAUUUUAACAUGUUUUCAUCGUUCUCCGUGAGUUUCAUGCUGUUAAACAAUAGAACCCUGUAUUUAAAACACGUUUUAGGAAAACCAAACUGCAGAUGAGUUCUAAAUGUUUUAUAAAACAUGGCUUUAGAUUUUGUAUGAGAAGUGAUAUUUUACGUGAUUUCUGUCUAUAAUUGUAUACAAAGAGAAAUGAAUGUAACGUGACUGCCGACAGGCACAAAAUUCACUGAAAAGUAAUAAACUAUUGAAAUUCUG